UAGAGAGCUUCACAUCAGACAGCAAUUAAUCUUUUGUUGCUUUGUGACAAAUGGAGGAUCCUUAGUCCUCUUUUCCCCAGUUUUUCCUCUCUCUCUUCCUUCCCUAUCCGAGUCUCCGUCUCUCUCUCUCCGGUCUCUUCUCCGGGAAACAAGUCUUGGUAAUCGAUCAACGAUUCCGGUCAAUCUUUUAAGGUAAUUAAGCGCGGGGGAAUUCUGAGCUUUUUUAAUUGCUAAAUUCUGAUGACUCCGCCACUGCUCGGUGGUGUAGAGGAGGUUGCCAGCAGUGCUUCGCUGCUGGCUUCUUCAACCUCAAUAGAAAGCGUAUGUCAGAAUGGGUCUGCUGAGCUCAAAGAGCGCAACUACAUGGGAUUGUCUGAUUCUUCCUCAUCUGGGGAUAGCUCCGCAAUCUCUGCCGUCACUGGUGAGAGCAAGACUAGUCUGAAUCUUAAGGCGACAGAGCUUCGGCUUGGAUUACCAGGAUCUCAGUCGCCGGAAAGGAACUCAGAUCUUUCCUUAUUUGCCUCUACUCAGCUUGAUGAGAAGCCCCUCUUCCCCAUGCAUCCAGUGAACGAUCAUCAUGGAUCUUCCACGCCCAAGACUUUACUUUUGGGGAAUAAAAGAGGGUUCUCUGAUGCCAUGGAUGGCUUCUCAGAGGAUAAAUUUUCUUCUGAAUCGAAGGUAAAUGAGAUGUUAACUCCGAGGCCAUCUCAGAACUUGGGGCUGAAACCGGGUUCCAUCCUCGAGAACCUGACUUCUCAAACAGCAAAGACGAAUGAAGCAGUAGGGCAGAAGCCUGCACAAGAAAGGCCCCAUGUCUCGAACAACAACAGGGGCUCUGCAAACAAUAGCAGUGCACCUGCUACUAAGGCACAAGUUGUGGGUUGGCCACCCAUCAGGUCGUUUAGGAAGAACUCACUUGCUACCUUGUCCAAGAAUACUGAAGAAGUAGAUGGAAAGGUGGGUGCUAGUGCUCUGUAUGUCAAAGUCAGCAUGGAUGGUGCUCCAUAUCUGAGAAAAGUUGACCUGAGGAACUACUCUGCAUAUAAGGAACUCUCUUCGGCUCUUGAGAAGAUGUUCAGCUGUUUUACCAUAGGUCAAUGCGGAUCCCAUGGAACUUCAGGAAGGGAGAUGCUGACUGAAAGCAAGUUGAAGGAUCUUCUCCAUGGUUCAGAAUAUGUUCUCACCUACGAGGAUAAAGAUGGAGACUGGAUGCUUGUCGGUGAUGUUCCAUGGGAGAUGUUUAUUGACACCUGCAAGAGGAUGAGGAUCAUGAAGGGUUCUGACGCCAUUGGUUUAGCCCCACGGGCGGUAGAGAAGUGCAGGAACAAGAACUAGCCAGCAGCAGUUGCCAGGGAAGCAGGAAGAAGAAGGUGUUGGGAUUGGAUGGAUUGCUGCGGGUAAUGGCUUUUUAUGUUCCGUUAGUAGUUGGGCGUUUUUAAUAUGUAAUUUUAACUCCGUUUUGUUUGUUAAGUUGAAUUAAGAGGAAAGAAAGAGAAGUGGGUGUUAUGGUGUUGUCUGUUGUAGUUGUGCUGUGCUUUUGCUGUCAAGAAGCCUUGCUUGCUGUCUCCUUGUCAAUUGAAAAAGAAAACUCCAAUGCACAACUUAAAAAUUGUAUUUGUGAGAGAGCAAUUUUAUUCUAUGUGUGUUUUUCUAAAAUAAACAAAGAAAAAAAAAGAGAUUGAUGAAUGAAUGAAGUAACAGGGGGUUUUCUUUUUCUUUUUUUACAAUAAGAAGUGAACAGUUUUGCAA
Molecule: messenger RNA, 1749 nt
Organism: Linum tenue
Lineage: Eukaryota; Viridiplantae; Streptophyta; Magnoliopsida; Malpighiales; Linaceae
Source: the annotation of a GenBank genome assembly